Molecule: messenger RNA, 3830 nt
Organism: Amphibalanus amphitrite
Lineage: Eukaryota; Metazoa; Arthropoda; Thecostraca; Balanomorpha; Balanidae
Product: sphingosine kinase 1-like
Exons: 12
Coding region: 277-2022 (581 amino acids)
Biological process (GO): sphingosine biosynthetic process
Cellular component (GO): intracellular membrane-bounded organelle; cytoplasm; membrane
Source: RefSeq, a predicted model, not a curated record
AGGUCCUGAAACAAAACAAAUCCAGCUCCUCUCCAGAUGCUGGGGUUUGCGGUCUUGUGCUUCAUAGAAUGCGGUAUAUGUUCUCUAUAUACCGUGAUAAAAUGUGAUAUUUGAAUAAUUAACAAGUUAAUUUGUAGAAUAAAAUAUGUGUAAGCUUAACCCUUUUUGUCUUCUCAUUCUACAAUUAUUCCGGCGAUACAAUUGUCUGCAAGCUCAUAGUCAUCAGAUCAGAUAGUUUGGUCUUUUUAUCUUCUUCAACCACUCAGGUCAAGGACCAUGUCCAUCUCGGAGGAGCAGGACGGCGUCAGGCUGCAGGAGCAGUUCACCUUCUUCACCAAGCCCAAGAUCCAGUGUCGCGUCACACUCACCCAGUCGUAUGUCGAGGUGGAGAACCUCACCACUAAAGUUCUCGAACGGAUUAACGCCGGCGACAUCAUCGGCUGCCACUGCAUGCGUCCCAAGGGCGCGCCGGGCGGCCCCUCGCCGGCCGCCGGCUCCGGCGACCGGGCCGCCGCCGAGUUCCGCGGCACCCAGGUCCGCGAGCUGGACGCCUACAUCUGCAUCUACGCGUACACGUGCAAACGGCGCGGCGACGGCGCCGGCGUACACAUCAAGCGGCGUGCGCACAUCUUCCGCGUGGGCAAGAAGCCGACGUACGAGGCCAACCUGCGCCUGGCCGCCUUCUGGAGGACGCUGGUGCUGUGCGUGGCGCGCGGAGUAGCCAUCACCAAACCGGCGCUGGCGCAGGCAGCGCACGUGGCCGACCUGAUCCCGCCGGUGAAAAAGCUGCUGAUUCUGAUCAACCCGUGCUCCGGACAGGGAUAUGCGCAGCAGGUGUUUGGUCAGCGCGUGCUGCCCAUCCUCUCGGAGUCGGACGCGCCGCACGAGGUGGUGGUGACGUCACGCGCCGGCGAGGCCCGCCAGCUGGCGGCAGAGGCCGACCUCAGCCAAUGGUCGGCAGUCGUCAUUGUCUCCGGCGACGGCCUGCUCUACGAGGUGUAUAACGGCAUCCUCAGCCGCGCCGACUGGCACCGAUGGGUUGACUUCCCCGUGGCCCUGGUGCCGGCCGGAUCCGGAAACGGCAUGGCCGCCUCAGUGGCGCACGCCAGCAACCUACUGCCGGCCUUCAUGCAGAACCCCGUGCUGACGGCCUCGCUGGCGCUGGCCAAGCGGCUCCAGCUGCAGGUCGACCUGAUGAUGGUGCGGACACAGACAGAGGAGUUGGUGGGGUUUCUCUCUCUGGGCUGGGGUCUUCUGGCCGACAUUGACAUUGAGAGUGAGCGGCUGCGCGUGUUGGGCGGCGCGCGCUUCACCGUCUGGGCCGCCGCCCGGCUGCUCACGCUGAAAACCUACCGCGGCAAGGUGUUCUACCUGCCCGGAGAGAGGACUGGAGCGCGGACAGAGGAGCGGAGGAUAGAGCGGCCCCGACUGGAGAGAGCCAUCACCAUCGAGAGCGGCUCGUCGUCCGCCGGCGGCCGGCGGCGGCCCGUCUCCGAGGGCGCGCCCACCACGCCCGCCUCUGAGCGGGACGUCUUCACCGAGCUGAUGCUGGACCAGGUGCCGCCCCCGGCCGAGUCGGACCCCGGCCGGCGCCGGCUGAGCUCUGCAGACGCGGAGCCGGCAGUGGCGCGCCACCAGUUCCCGCCGCUGGACCAGCCGCCGCCCGACGACUGGGCCUGCAUACAGGGCGAGUUUGUGCUCGUGUACGGCUCGUUGCCGUCUCACAUCAGCGGCGACAUGCACCUGAACCCGGGCGCCGAGCUCAGCGACGGCCUGCUGCACCUGCACAUCAUCCGCGCCGGCGUCACCCGCUCGCAGGUGCUCCGGUACCUGCUGGGCCUGGCGGACGGGCAGCACACGGAGCUGCCGUUCGUGGAGCGGAUAGCGGUGCGCGCGGUACGACUGGUGCCGGAGACCGCCGGCGGCUACAUCACCCUGGACGGCGAGGUGGUCCAGUACGGACCCGUGCAGGCCGAGGUGCGCAGGGGACUGGGACGCGUCCUCUGCCCCCGGCUGCCCUGAGAACGGUCCCCAGCACUCGGAGGGAAGGUCAGGAGUCCGCCACCGACUGGCAGUCGCGCUGCACUCCUCGGCACCUACAGCCACCAGUGGACGGAUGAACAGAUCACAGGGAGAGGAGGUGCGGUCGGCAGCUUUGGAGAGAGGGGCGGAGAACUGGCGGCAGCUGCAGAGAGGAAAGGAGUCAGAAGGGAGGCGGGGAUUCAGCGGGAGCUCUUCCGCCGCGGUGGAAAUGUGAACGGUGACUGCAGCGAGCCGAGUGGAUAUUUGGGGCCACAGUCGACGGCUCCAACACGGCGAUAGGGAUGGACCAGUACCGGCCGCUAUAGUUAAAUAGUGCUGGACAAGUACCAGUCGUGCCCACGCCGGAUUUAGUGGUGGACAAACGGCUGGCGUUAAUUGCUCAAUGGCAGCACCGUGAUGGACGGAAUGAAGUGGACGUUGUUGCUCCGGUUACCAUGGUGAUUCGUGACUCUCGAGGACAGCGGCAGGGUCGGUUUCGGUGAUAGGUUCGUUGGACCAAGUGCUCUGAAGCUGCACUGAGGGCUGGUCGUGAUGUCAUGCAGUGCUGGUGAUGGCCUAUUCCAGUGACUAGUUUGUGGUAUCGUGUGGCCGUUUGGUUUACCGCCGGGCUGUUAUAUUCUGGCGGUUGUGCCGGUCACAGGGGCUCACACAGGUCACACCGUGUCCGGGACGGGACGCUGUGGGUCACACUGGUCACACACGCUGUGUUUGAGGGGUUCCGAUUGCAGCCGCGCUUCCCUGCGGCCGCGGCGGGCCCUGACGGACCGGGGCCCCUACCCCCACCCCUUCCCCGACCCGGGACCGGGCUUAGUCUGGCUGUGACCUCGGCGAUUGUUGCCCCUCCCUUCUCUGUGUGUGACGUCACACCUGGGGGUCUGUUGGCGGUCAGGGCUGGGGGGGGGGGGGGGGCUGGGAGGGGCUCGGUGCGGUAGCAAUAGCAGAGGAUGACUAGAGAAGAGUAUGACUACACAGUGACUACGCGGUGACUAUGUGGGGACUGAAUAACGAUGGGAGGCGGCCGGCGAGAACUCAAGUGCUCAGUUAUCCGCCAAAGUGGAGCUGUGCGACGAGUAGCUCUCUGUGUGGUAGCGAGUGUUUACAUCACCAGUGUUGAGAACAGCGGCUGGGAUGGGCCGCUCACGGUUUCACCGGGCCAGGAAGGGGUACGAGGCGAUAGAGCUUGUUUUUACUCCAUAUGUGUGAAGAGCAGCGGCUGUCAGUUACGGCCUUAGUCGCAACGUACCGCAUAGCAGCAUUCCCGUGCAAUUAAAUUGUAAUAUUGUGUCGAUUGCGAGAGACUGUGAUUGGUGACCAAUGCUAAUUGCAAGUGUGUACUUGUAUAUAUUGGUCUGGCAUACAGCCGCCAGCGUUUCGAAUGUGAUCCUACAUGUGUAUUCCACAUAUCUGUAUAUUUUGUUUGAUUAUUCUCAGAGUUUAGUUGUUGUUCGGGUGUGACGCCAUUCGCGGCGAAUUCGGCUGGUGUUUUUAUGUCUGUGGAGCUCUGAUAUUCUGCCUGUGAUUUGGAGUCCGUAGUCUGAGUAGGACCGGUUGGGGGUCUGUCACAGCAGCUGUUACUCUGACGGCUUUGACCGGGGCAGACGGGGGACCGGUCCCAACCCGACCCGACCGGUCAGUGGGUGUGACCACAUAUCAGCGGCCGGGCGGACCCGACCGGGAAACACCCCCCGGCCGGGUCCCGGGUCCGUGGAACGCCGAACCACGGCGGGACGGGCCGCGGGGUCUGCUGACGAGAGAGAACGAGAUAAAUAGAUUUGAUUCAAUGCCAA